CGUCACCACACAGCGAGACGGACAGUUGCAAGCUUCGGGCAGAGAAAUUGUUGACGUUUUGUUUUGAUCGCUUUCGUCUGGAUUGUUGGACAUUACGCCGAAAUUACCCGCUAAUAUAGAAGCCUGCCUACCGACUCUACCAUCACGCCUCAGUGCAGGGAUCCAGCAAAGAUGAAAUGGAUGUUUAAAGAGGACCAUUCCCUCGAGCACCGAUGUGUGGAGUCAGCCAAAAUACGCAACAAAUAUCCGGACAGAGUACCGGUGAUCGUGGAGAAGGUGUCCGGCUCUCAGAUCGUGGACAUCGAUAAGAGGAAGUACCUGGUGCCCUCUGACAUCACAGUGGCCCAGUUCAUGUGGAUCAUCAGGAAACGGAUCCAGCUGCCUUCAGAGAAAGCCAUCUUCCUCUUCGUCGACAAAACCGUCCCUCAAUCCAGUCUGACUAUGGGCCAGCUGUACGACAAGGAGAAGGACGAGGACGGCUUCCUGUACGUGGCCUACAGCGGGGAGAACACCUUCGGUUACAAAGCCUUUUAUACAACACGGGGUUAAUGCUUCACUGAAUACCAGUUACUCACACACACACACACACACACACACACACACACACACACACACACACACACACACACACACACACACACACACACACACACACACACACACACACACACACACACACACACUUUAGGGCCCUAAAAUAAUAAGCUUUUUCAUGUGAUACACAAGUAACGCACCUACACACUUGGCAUAGGCAUUUAUGGUCAAUUUUGAUACUAGAAAAUAUACAUUUUAUGGUGAAAAUUAACCUACGCCAAUAUGCUACAACAAACAAACAAACAAGUAACACACUUGUAUUUUUGGAAGGCUCAGAUAAUCAUCAGUGUCAAGAAAUGGUUGGUCUUUAGCCAUGAUUACUGUUUCAAGAUUAGUUGUGGAGAGAAAUAUCUGUAACACUGCCGUUAAAAAGAAAUAAUGCACACUGUAGGCACAUCAAAUAUCAUUCACUUUCCAAGUACAUGCCAAUCUUCACUCAUUACACAAUUUGGUUUCACAGAUAUGUGUUCAGCUGAAGUGAGUAAGAAACUCUAUAAUCAUGUGACUAGAAUCAUUAACCACGUUAUGGAUGUAUUUGUAUGGCUUAUUGUAUCGUGUAUGAAAAGUGAAGUAUUUAACUAAUGCCGCAGCACUAUGAUGAACUAUAAGACCAACUAUAAGCAGCAGAGUUAGCUGGUGAAUGAUAAUGGAUACCUGCUAGCAGAGAGGCAGCCUGUUUAAAGUGUGUGUCCCUGAGGGCCAGGGACCAGCAGCGUUACAGAGUGCUUCCAAGCCUGGCUCUUAUGUAUUUUAACGCAUUAUGUCAGAUGUUGGUUAGACCCAAACGGGAUGCAUACUCAUGAUGCCAACAGCAAGCCAUGAUCCUCAGUGACCCGCUGAAGAAAUCAACACUUUACUUGAAGAAUGAUGUUUUUUAGUGUUCUCAUCACAGGGCAACUAUGUGAAAUGUAGAACUAAAACUCAAGCGGAACCUCUUGUAUAACCUCUUGGCACUUUACCUGUUCUCCGCCUACUCCCAUUGUCUAGCUUUACAUAAGUAAGAGAUUUCUACACUCCCCUCACAUUUAAAUUUAAAUUUGUCAAACACAAUUCUUACUCAUAGUAAUAAUAAUAGUUGCAGUAUUCGGGUGUUAGCUUCUAGUUUUCUUCGACCAGUGGCAUUGAUUUAGAUACAACCAAGUCUUUAAAAGAAAAACUGCAAAUCCACUGAGAGUCCCACAUAGGUACACAUUCACAUCAGAACAUGCACAUUAUCCAUUUGUAUAUGUUUAUAAUUCAAAUACACAGGGCUCUCAGUGGAAAUAAUAGUUAAUCAAAUGUGCAGAGGGCUUUCCAAGCUGUUAAUGAUUGAACUUGAUACUUAAUAAACCCUGUGUUCAUGGUUAAUAUAUUCUGCAGUGUUAUUCACGUUUCAAAUGCUUCAAGUAAAGUGUUGCUCAUGUGUUUUGCUU
Trematomus bernacchii (emerald rockcod) is the source of this 2006-nucleotide messenger RNA. Its product is annotated as gamma-aminobutyric acid receptor-associated protein-like 2. Gene Ontology annotation, cellular component: autophagosome membrane; autophagosome; cytosol. Gene Ontology annotation, biological process: macroautophagy; cellular response to nitrogen starvation; autophagy of mitochondrion. Gene Ontology annotation, molecular function: ubiquitin protein ligase binding. Bases 172 to 549 code for a protein of 125 amino acids. NCBI's taxonomy places the organism in Eukaryota, Metazoa, Chordata, Actinopteri, Perciformes, Nototheniidae. The transcript has 4 exons. The record is from RefSeq and is a predicted model, not a curated record.